Messenger RNA from Mucor velutinosus, 426 nucleotides. RefSeq names its product Guanosine-diphosphatase. NCBI's taxonomy places the organism in Eukaryota, Fungi, Mucoromycota, Mucoromycetes, Mucorales, Mucoraceae. Gene Ontology annotation, molecular function: phosphatidylinositol-3-phosphate binding. Gene Ontology annotation, cellular component: retromer complex; early endosome membrane. Gene Ontology annotation, biological process: endocytic recycling; late endosome to Golgi transport. Bases 1 to 426 code for a protein of 141 amino acids. The transcript is spliced from 2 exons. The record is from RefSeq and is a predicted model, not a curated record.
AUGAAAGUAUCCGCUCUUAGACAAGAAACAACUAUUGAAGAAGUCAAAGGUAUUCCUGAUUCCUUUUUGGAGAUUGAAGUGAGAGCACCCCAAACCCAUGGUACCGGAUUUGGCAUGUACACGGAUUACGAAAUUGUUUGCAGAACAAAUAUGCCCAUGUUCAACUUUAAACAAUCCACAGUGAGAAGAAGAUACAGCAAAUUUGAAUCACUGAAAUUCAAGCUGGAGGAGAAUGACUAUGAGAUCAAGGUCCCUAACCUACCUGGCAAGGUUUUUACAAGCAGAUUUUCUGACAAGGUGAUUGAGGAGAGAAGACAAAAGUUGGAGCGAUUUUUACAGAUCCUCUGCAGCAACAUCACUUUAAUACAAGAAUAUGAAGAGUCAAAAGCAAAUCUAAUCGUCAAAUUCAUUCAAGGCAAAUACUAG